Cherax quadricarinatus is the source of this 3461-nucleotide messenger RNA. Lineage: Eukaryota; Metazoa; Arthropoda; Malacostraca; Decapoda; Parastacidae. The record is from RefSeq and is a predicted model, not a curated record.
GCUUUGUGCUUGUCACCAACUAUGGAGCUGGCACUGCAAACACUAGACUGUGUCAAGCAGAUGGGUAAAAAAUGUAAAGACAUCACCAUCCGCUCUGCUGUAAAAGGAGACAGUGUUUCCCGUGGACAAAGGAUCACUGAUCAUAUAGUAAUUGGCACCCCAGGGAAGGUUGUUGAUUGGGUCACAAAGUACAAAUGCCUUGAGUUACGCUUCUGUCGAGUAUUUGUGCUUGACGAAGCUGAUGUGAUGAUUGCUACCCAGGGCCAUCAGGACCAGUCUGUGCGAAUCCAUAAACAACUUCCCCAGACUUGUCAGAUGAUGUUGUUCUCAGCUACCUAUGUUGAUGAGGUUGUUACUUUUGCUGAGGCCAUCAUUAAGAACCCAGUCAUACUCCGUCUGAAGAGGGAAGAGGAAACACUUACUAAUAUUAGACAGAUGUAUGUUGAAUGUUAUAGCCAGGAAGAGAAGUACCAGGCAAUCGCUAACAUCUACACCAUCCCAGUGGGCAGUGCCAUGUUCUUCUGCCACACUAAACACAAUGCUAAUUGGUUGGCAACACGUCUUAAGAAGGAUGGUCACCAAGUAGCGCUACUGACGGGUGACCUGACACCAGAUGAGCGAGUGCGAAUAUUGAUCCGCUUCCGCGAGGGCACUGAAAGGGUGCUCAUAUGCACCAAUGUCCUUGCCCGAGGGAUUGAUGUUGACACAGUCAACUUAGUGGUCAACUAUGAUCUCCCAGUAUUACAUGGGAGUUUUAGGGCAGACUGUGAGACGUACUUACAUAGAAUUGGUCGUACUGGUCGCUUUGGUAAGACUGGCAAUGCCAUUAAUAUUGUAGAUGGCCAAGAUGACCUCCGGUUACUGAGAGAAAUUGAGGAUCACUUCAAUAUCAAAAUUAUCAAACUGGACUACAACAACAUUGAUGAAAUUGAGAAACUUAGUGAAGACUAAAGUAACAUUGUUGAUAACAUAGCUAUUCAGUAUUUUGCAAAUAAGUUACUUAAGCUUUCAGUCAGUCAUAAUUGAAUGAUAUAAACCACAAACUUGCAUAAAAUACAAAGUAUUGGGCAUUAUUUGUCAUUUUAUCAUAUAGUGCAGCGCAUUGACAGUAGAUAAGCAAGCCUCGUUCAGCACAGAGAACUGAAUCUGACCCUCGUGCAGCACAGAGAACUGAACCUCAACCUCGUGCAGCACACUAUUACAACAGUACACUAUUACAACACUCAAGGACGUGUUUUAAGAUAAGAGCUUUUGGAAAUGAUGAAUGGCGGAAAACUAUUGAUUUUACAGAAAUCCUGGAAAUUUAAAAAUAUAUGACUAUGAGCUUGUACAGUAUAUCACUGAAUUAUUACACAUGGUGUUUAGAGCUUUGAAAGAGAAAUGAGUAGAUUCACAGGCAUGAACAGCAGGUUGACUUGCAAAUAUAUUAUGACUACAGUAUUGAAAUGCUAACAAGUAUAUUUCAUCACAUGUGAAUGAGCUUUAUUGUUACUGAGCUCUCCUUCGUAUACUUUCUUAUGCAUCAACUCUUAUUUAGUUUUAAGGAUUCAUCAAGACACAUCAUUUAUAAUGCACAUAGAAAUUAUUCAGUGUAGUUCCUCCAUGCAUUAAGUCUCACAACCCCAACCUGCACGAUGUCGAUCGCUGCAUGUCCAUGUUUUUUUCCAUAAAUUUCAUUGUAAAAUUGUUCCUCUCAUGUAUAAUAAUACAUUAAGUACUUUUAGCGCUGUUGUAGAAAUUACAGUGCUGUUAUAGGUAACAAUUAGUAUUAUUGAAAUUAAAGAAGAUUUGUAUUUUUUAAUACAGUAAGCAUGUUAAAGCAGUUUAAUGGUGAUAAAUGAUAUUUAUAUUUUAAGCAAUCAUGGCCUUCCGAAAAGGUGCAAAGAUUUAUUUUAAGUCUAGAAAUAACGAUGUUCAUUAAUGUUGAUGAAUCUGAAUGUGUAUUGGUUCACGUUAUGACCAGUCAAGAAAAAAAUGGUCAAUGAGCUCUGCUUUAUAUUUCUGAUCUGUACAUCAUAUAUAUGUGAGAGAUGUGCUGAUUAUUGUAAUGUAGUACAGUACGGUAUAUUACUAAAACUCAUUAUUUGUAAUGUUGAUAAAAUGGCAGAUGGUUGCUCCUUUUUUCUGCAGUACAUGUUCAGCAGAGGGGGAAAGGGUUUUGUGGAAAUACAGUAGGUAUUAAUAAGGACUUAAGCAAUAAUGUAUUAGGUUGAUGGAUAAGAUAAAUUAAUGAUAAAUCAAUAGCUGAGCACAUUAUAUACUGUAUAUUGUAUCUUUGUGAUUGGGCUCUCCAGCCAUGUUAAUGUGCCCACUCACAGACCAUUACAAUGCUGACACCAGGUCUCUAAAAGUGCCCUUGGUAAGGAAACCCUCACAUUAUUAUCUGUGCCUGAAACCAUUCUUUUUUUAAUUCUUCACACAUCUUAUUACCAUGUUUUAUAUUAUAUUUCAAGGACUUCAAAAGUUUUACUGAUGUGACUUAGUGUUUAAUAAUAAUAAAAAGGAGAACCAUUACCUCUACUUGAUGUUAGUAUAUGAGAGCGGCUUUUGAUCCCUCCGACUGAGGAUUUGUUGUGUUUACAAUGUAAGGAUAUGCUGAAUAUUGUACAAUGAAGAAACAAACUGUGAUAAGUAUCAUCAAAGUGGACAUAUUUCUGUUCUCUGUGGAAAUCCUUUACGAAAUGUCCAUGGUGUAUGCAGAUUACCUGCCAAUUUCCUUGAAAAAAAAAAAACUUUUAAAAGGAUUGAUAGGAAAUGAACACUUUAAUAAAAAAUGUGAUGUACAUAUAGUAUAAAUAUAUAUCAUAAAACGGAAGACUUGAUACACAGUAAGGAAGAAUACUUUGGGUAUGUUGUCAAAUUUUAUGGAGAAUAGAAGAAUAAGGUUUUAAAGGAAUUUGGCCAUAAUCUUGCAGUAAUGUUAGUACAUAUUCAUUACAUAGUCAUAUUGUUAAAAGUCAUUGUUGUGUAGUGUGAUAUGGGUCAUUUUUAAUUUUACACUUUUAUAAAAAUGAGUAAAUUUUUUAUUACAAAUACCUCUGCUGUAUCAAUUCAGAAAUGUCAUAUGAAAUAAUUAUAUUUAGACAAUGUGUAUCAUGUAAUAUUUUAGAUAUUGAAAAAAGAAAUAACUUGCAAUAAGUGACAUAGACUGAGGUAAAGAAAUAAGUUGCAACAAGUAAUAUAGAGUGAUAGUGCAGUUAGUGGUGUUACACAAGCAGUUGUUGUACACUCCCUGCAGCAACACACUUAUGGAGGGCAUUUUACCAACACUUCCACUCUUGCCAUAACACACCACUACAUGACUGCUCUACAUUUUUUGAAAAAUGUAUUACACAUUUUAUCAUGUUUCACAUGGGGUAAGAUAUAAAUGCUGCUGCUUUUAAAUUAAUUUUAUUGUUUUAGGUACUUGUGGGUAAUGCACAAACCCAUGAAAAGUAAGAGGAAAUAAACAUUGAUCUGCC